AGUCCUGUAGGACCGGGGGCAAGUCGUGGACCCCUCGGGUCUCAGUGGCCUCCCCUGUAACAGGGCUGCAGGUGAUUCCAACAGCCCCGCCCCCGCCUUUUUUCAUUGUGCUAAAGUACAAGUCACGAAAUUGACCAUUUCGACCGUAUUUAAGCGUACCAUUAAGUGGCAGUUAACAAGUAUUCAUGACGUUGCAGAACCGUGGCCACCACCUAGUUUGAGAAUGUGCUCAUCAGCCCAGCAGCAACACCGCACACGGGAGGCAGUCAGCCCUCAUUGUCCCCGCCCCAGCCCCCCACCAGUCUGCUCCCUGUCUCUGGAUUGGAUCCCUGUGGACGUUUCACGUGAAUGGGCUCCCACAACGUGUGGCCUCUGGUGAUUGGCCUCGCUCGUGGGCGCGGCGAUCUUGGGGUUCACCCGUGAUGUAGCAUGUAGCAGUGUCUCAUUCUUUCUGCAGAUGAUUAACAGUCCCCUGUGCAGGUGCACCGGCCUGUUGCAUGAGGGUAAACUGAGUUUCAGAGGCUGCGUAGGGGGAGUCAGACUUGAAGAGCCUCACUCAGGACACUGCCACUGCACCUGGGCUCUGGUUUUCAUCCGGAAUCACACCCGCGCCCUGUUACCUGCUGUGGGCCCUCCGGCCUUCACCUCCCUCCUCUGUUCCCCACCCCCACCCCGAAGGGCAGGGACAUGGCAGCUGUGAGGCCCAACCUGGGCCGAGUCCUCCCUGGGUCGUCUGUCCUCUUCCUGUGUGACAUGCAGGAGAAGUUCCGCCAUGUCGCCUACUUCCCCCAGAUAGUCUCUGUGGCCGCCCGCAUGCUCAAGGUGGCCAGGCUGCUGGAGGUACCGGCUGUGCUGACGGAGCAGUACCCAGAAGGCCUGGGCCCCACGGUGCCCGAGCUGGGUGCUGAAGGCCUGCGGCCGCUGGCCAAAACUUGCUUCAGCAUGGUGCCCGCGGUGCAACAGGAGCUAGACGCGCGGCCCCAGCUGCGCUCCGUGCUCCUCUGUGGCAUUGAGACCCAGGCCUGCAUCUUGAACACGACCUUGGACCUCCUGGACCGGGGGCUGCAGGUCCAUGUGGUGGUGGAUGCCUGCUCGUCCCGCAGCCAGGUGGACAGGCUGGUGGCACUGGCCCGGAUGCGGCAGAGCGGCGCCUUCCUCUCCACCAGUGAGGGGCUCAUUCUGCAGCUGGUGGGUGACGCCGCCCACCCCCAGUUUAAGGAGAUCCAGAAGAUCAUCAAGGAGCCCGCGCCAGACAGCGGGCUGCUGGGCCUCUUCCAAGGCCAGAACCCCCUCUUCCGCUGAACUCCUCACCCCGAAGACCACCCUCCUGUCAUCUGGACCUCAGUGGAAUCACUUUGCCCCCAUCCUCGGAAUCCCAACAGUGGUGCAGUCCACCGGGAGCGCCACCCCCUCGGGAGGGGAGGUGGAGAGCUGCCUUGCCAUUGGGCCGGAGCUCCCGGAAAUGCAAAUGAGACUCGUGGAAGCUGGGCGGCAGUUGGCUGAGCAGAGCUGGGGGCGGGGCUCGGCCCCGGGCCACUUCAAGAGGCGGGAAGGGGAGGGGGAGGGAGUGUCACAGGCUGUGGGACCCGGACUUGCCGAAUAAACAUUGAUGUGGCUGUGGGCCGAA
Messenger RNA from Lynx canadensis (Canada lynx), 1627 nucleotides. It is a transcript of the gene ISOC2, whose product is annotated as isochorismatase domain containing 2. Lineage: Eukaryota; Metazoa; Chordata; Mammalia; Carnivora; Felidae. The transcript has 6 exons. Gene Ontology annotation, cellular component: cytoplasm. The record is from RefSeq and is a predicted model, not a curated record. The coding region runs from base 688 to 1302 and encodes 204 amino acids.